Aureobasidium namibiae CBS 147.97 is the source of this 1620-nucleotide messenger RNA. RefSeq names its product mitochondrial distribution and morphology protein 34. Gene Ontology annotation, biological process: mitochondrion organization; phospholipid transport. Bases 1 to 1620 code for a protein of 539 amino acids. The record is from RefSeq and is a predicted model, not a curated record. The transcript has a single exon. Gene Ontology annotation, cellular component: ERMES complex. NCBI's taxonomy places the organism in Eukaryota, Fungi, Ascomycota, Dothideomycetes, Dothideales, Saccotheciaceae. Gene Ontology annotation, molecular function: lipid binding.
AUGGCCUUCAAUUUCAACUGGUCUCCGCUCAUCGGCGACACGUCGCGCGCCCGCGACAUGCUCACUGCCGCCCUGAACAAGUCUCCAAAGCCGCCAAUCAUCGUUGACGACAUCAUCGUCAAUGAGCUGAACCUGGGCUCGGUCCCCCCCGAGCUCGAAAUUCUCGAGAUUGGCGAUCUGGCUGAAGACCGUUUCCGCGGCAUCUUCAAAAUGUCCUACACAGGCGAUGCCUAUCUUACUCUAAAGACCCGUGUCCAGGCGAACCCCCUCAACACGUCGCUGUCCACCAAGCCCGCCUUUGCCUCUCCUCAGCCCUUGGCCGCUGCCUCGGGCCUCACCAUCCCCAUUCAAAUCACCCUUUCCGACAUCCGUCUAUCAGGCUUCGUCAUUCUCGUCUUUUCACGCCAAAAGGGCAUCACCCUCGUCUUCCGCAACGAUCCUCUCGAGUCCCUCAAGGUCUCUUCCACCUUCGAUUCCAUCCCCUUUGUCCGCAACUAUCUACAGAAAGAGAUUGAAGCUCAAUUGCGUGUCUUGUUCAUGGACGAUCUCCCAGCCAUCAUCCACCGUCUCUCUCUACGUGCAUUCGUGCCUGAAUAUCGACAAGCACAAGACGAUGAGGCCAAGGACCCUGUGCAAGCUUCAGAGCGCCCCAUCGACCCUCUCGCCAGUCCGCCGCAAGAUCCUGUUGAUUCAUGGGCUGACGGCUUCGAUCCCUCUCCCUUCUCUCUGGACUCGUCUUCCGAGACGUACGCCUCGUUUUCUCAGAAGAACCUCCUCCGCCUUGCUGCUCUGAGCGAAUCACAACAAACCCUCUCCCUCUUUACUCCUGCCAUCCGUGACACCGUCUUCCGGGCUUGGGCCAGUUCCAAGGAAUCUCAGGACUCUUCGACCGUUGCCACGCCACUUGCUCGUCCGAACCCUUUGUCCCGCAUACAUUCGUCUAUCGGGACACCCAAGUCUUGGUCCUCUGCGUCGUCUGAUGUUUCGGACGCACCUACACACUCUAGUAGACCCUCUCUUGCCAGUCAGUCUACGUCGUCAACAGUCUACUCGAUGGGCACUAGCAGAUCAAGGGCGCAUGCUGCAAAGAAGAGAAAGAACAGGGUCGUCAAUCUGCGCAAGACUGCCCCUGACGAAAACUCCGAUGAAGCUGAUAGUGUCACGAGUAACGUCAGCGAAGAAGCACCCGCCCCUAGCAUCACACUCACUGAACCUCCCCAAUCUCCUCGCCGUGUUGCAAAACCUGAACUCGAGUCCGUGCAGAAGACGCCGACAUCGCAUGUUCGCUUCUCUGCCUCACAGGAUCCAUCGAAACCGGCUUCUGGCAACCAGACUCCCACUCCUUCGCCGAAACCACAACGACCUGCCUUAUCCGCUGUUCAGGCUCAGCCUGUCUCCAGAGGAGACAAGAAGAGGGCGGAAUUUGCAGACCGCUCCUCUUCAGCCUCGCGUUUGCGCUUCAACUCCGAGGGCUCUACUGGUGGUAUUCUAGAGCAAGCUUGGAUGAUGAAGAUGGCUGCCGAGGUGACUCGUCGCGUCCAGGAAGAGAAGGCCACGGGCAGCGGCUUUUGGCACCAACACGAGGAGCCCGAACACCCACCACCAGCUUAUGCUGCAUGA